Dothidotthia symphoricarpi CBS 119687 is the source of this 1830-nucleotide messenger RNA. RefSeq lists its product as uncharacterized. The record is from RefSeq and is a predicted model, not a curated record. The transcript has 2 exons. Lineage: Eukaryota; Fungi; Ascomycota; Dothideomycetes; Pleosporales; Dothidotthiaceae. Bases 1 to 1830 code for a protein of 609 amino acids.
AUGCUUGCGGGACAGCAUGACACGCAGAACAAGAGAUCGCCACCACCAAAGCCGAUACCCGUUGUCUUUCCGUCUCUCAACCCACCUACACCAUCGAUACAAACCCCUCCACCAUCCUGGACUACUGAACAGGGAGCAGGGAUACCUGCCCACUUUCUGGCCUUGAAGAAGCCAUCUGAUGUUACCCAGGACACGUUGGCACUUUUGAAUGUCACGUUCCAACCUGAAUGUGAUUUCGAGACGCUGCUAUCAUCUCUGUCAAACAACGCGCAAUCGCAUCUUCCUCCAAGAUCCUGGUUGAAUCCGCCAGAGCAAAACGAUUCCUCGUUCAAGGGCCCUGUCGCCACCCUCCUCAGCAAUGGUAGAAGAGUGCCUGAUCAAAGAGAAUUCUAUAUGCGUGCGAAAGAGUUGACAUUCAAGAACAACGAUGCUUUCUCCACGCUUACUCGCAAAGGAGGUAAAAGCCACACAACUCCACGACUUGCCCAUUUCCGAAAGUUUUGGGAAGGUCUGGACAACAUGGCGUACUACUGGGACAACUCUCUUGACGAAUAUGUUCCGCCAGACCCAGAAGUUACCAAUAACGAGGGAGUUUCGUCCUUGACUCUUGCUGGAGAAAAACAUCAAAGUCAGGAGGCACAAGGAGAAACCAAGAUAGGCUGGGUUGCGGAUAUGGGUUCCACCUUCAUGUCUUCCGCCAAAAGCGAUCCACGCAAGAAAGCAAAGCUAGAGGCGGUAGAUAACCAAACAGUGGCUCAGUCUCUCAACUCCAAAGAUCGUGCGAACGGACUGAUAGCUGCGCAAACAUCAUUGAUCGUUCCAAGCGGGGUGCUACCGGAAAGAAUCGCGUCACCGAAAGUUUCGCUGCCUAUAAAUUUGGAGCCUCUCAACAAACCAAUCGAUCCAUCAAACGGCUCCUACCAGGGUUAUCGAAUUGGAAAUGGUGCAGAGAUGCCCGACCAGUACCGCGUUGAGUGCGUUCGAGCCUUUGUGGAAUCUAUCGCAUGGGCGUUUGGUGUUUCUGUUUCUCAGCAUCGGCGUCCACCAGUUCUGCCACUAGGCAAAGUCCGAUUCCCAGUACGAAUGAGCUCUGUAGCCUAUCGAGGGCCUCAGGACAGAGCAAAGGCACGGCAGGGAUGGAUGGAAGGGCCUGUGCUAGGUAUUCAAUGCAGGCCUGACGUGAAUUUUGGCUCUACUGGCAUGUUAGACGCAGAGUCUGUUCUCGAUGCUGUUCGUGAACUUGGCGCGAUGCUUCUGUUGGCACAAGAAAGGAUAAGGGAGGGCAAGACAGAAAAACGAAGUGGUGAAGGCAAAUGGUGGACGACUAAAGAGCGCUGGGGAGGAGGUCCUGGGGGCGAAACUCAAGGGACCAAAGACACCAGUAACACAUCUAAUAACGAAGACAAAUCUGUUUUAAGGAAUCGAGAUGGUUCAAGGGUUCGUCGAAGGCCAUCACCAGUAGAGCUUUGGAAAGUUUUGAAAACAGGAAACGCUCUAUGGGACCCAAAGAUCACGUAUGAAAGGAUUGGGAAGGAUAGAAGUACUGAGUGGGACGAUGUUUUCAUGGUGUCAUCAUUGAAUCACCAUAUCAGUGUGUUGAAACUACGCGUACAUCCACUCUACUUACAAUUCCUUACCGAAGGACACCUCCCCGAAGACACACCACCAGAUGCUGAUUGGUGUUCACCAAAGCUUCAGAGAACGCGCUGGUAUGAUCUAUUCGACGUUGACGACCGCACCGAAGCCAUGAGAGGGAUCUGGGGUGUAUUGUCUUACUUGAUGCGAGCUCAAGAAGACUGUCGUACAGACACUACCACGAAAGACGCCUAA